AUGUCUACGACUGAAUUCGACGGCAUCUAUCUCAAUCAGAGCAAGGCACACGGCCGUCUGCGGAUGGUUGAGACGGGCCUGGGCUGGAAGGCAGUGCAGAAGACGUCAAUGGGCGGAUCGAAGGAGACCAAGAAGGACGAGCCGUUUCUACUUGGAAAGGAGGAGCUGCUGGCGGCGUUUUGGAGUCGGGGCUCUCGGGGAUUCGAGAUGAAGAUCCAGACGAAAAACCGCGGGGCCGCCAACUUUGACGGGUUUGAACAGGACAACCUGGAGGAGCUGAAGAACGUGAUGAAGCGCAACUAUGGCAUUUCAGUGGAGCAGCGCGAGCACAGCGUCAAGGGUUGGAACUGGGGCAAGACGGACUUUGAGCGAUCCGAGCUGGUCUUUUCCGUCGCCAACAAGCCCGCAUUCGAGAUCCCCUACGCCGAAGUGGCCAACUCCAACCUGGUGGGCAAAAAUGAGGUUGCUCUGGAGUUCCAGCAGCCCGCCGAUGGACGGGCAGGCGACGAGCUCGUCGAAAUGCGAUUCUACGUGCCCGGAGUAACUUCUGUGGAAGGUGAUGAGAACCCCAAGAAGAAGCAGAAGACGGAGAAGGAGGGAGAAGAAGGCAAGGAAGGAGACGACGACGCCGACGCCGACGACGAAUCAGAAGAGGAGGUCCAGUCCACCGCCCAGAUCUUCUACGACACCCUCAAGGAAAAGGCCGACAUUGGAGCCGUGGCAGGUACGGCUGUGGUGUCUUUGUCGGAGAUCUACCUGGUCAUCCCCCGAGGACGAUACGAUAUCGACAUGUACGCCAACUUCAUGCGACUUCGAGGAAAAACAUACGAUUACAUGGUGCAGUACAAGCACGUGCAGCGGCUCAUUGUGCUGCCCAAGCCCGACGAUCUGCACAACAUUCUCGUGGUGCAGCUGGAUCCUCCUCUCAGACAGGGCCAGACUCGGUACCCGUUUCUGGUGAUGCAAUUCCUGCGUGAGGCCGAAAUCAAAGUCGAGCUCAAUGUCGACGACGCCGAGUUUGCCGAAAAGUACGCCGACAAGGGUCUCAAGCAGUCGUACGACGAGUCUGCUCACCAGGUGGUUGGAUCUAUUUUCCGCGGUCUCACUGGCCGAAAACUGACCGUGCCAGGCUCGUUCAAGACCGUGCAUGGCCAUGCUGGUGUCUCCUGUUCGCUCAAGGCGUCUGAGGGCCAUCUAUACCCCCUGGAACGAAAUUUCCUGUUUCUUUCCAAGCCCGUUUUCAUUCCCUUUGCCGAGAUUCAAGAUAUCACUCUGUCUCGAGUGGGUUCUUCGGUAACCACCUCUCGAACGUUUGACAUGACUCUCAAGCUGCGAAACGCCCAGGGUGAGUACCAGUUCUCCAACAUCUCCAAGGAAGAGCAGGAGGGUCUCGAGGCGUUCAUCAAGUCCAAGGGCAUUCGUCUUAAGAAUGAUCUUGCUGAGGAGAAGGCGCUGCUGGCUGCCACUCUGGCUGAGGUGGACGAUGACUCUGAUGAUGGAGGAGAGUUUCGAGGCUCGGCUGAUGAGGAUGACGAGAGUCCUGAUGAGGACUUUCAUGCCGAGAGUGAUAGUGAGGUGGCGGAGGAGUUUGACUCGAAUGCCGAGAGCAGUUCGGGAGAGGAGGAUGACGAGUGA
Messenger RNA from Yarrowia lipolytica CLIB122, 1635 nucleotides. RefSeq lists its product as uncharacterized. Lineage: Eukaryota; Fungi; Ascomycota; Dipodascomycetes; Dipodascales. Gene Ontology annotation, molecular function: histone binding; DNA binding; nucleosome binding. The record is from RefSeq and is a predicted model, not a curated record. Gene Ontology annotation, cellular component: FACT complex; nucleus.